Ostertagia ostertagi is the source of this 201-nucleotide messenger RNA. NCBI's taxonomy places the organism in Eukaryota, Metazoa, Nematoda, Chromadorea, Rhabditida, Trichostrongylidae. The record is from the annotation of a GenBank genome assembly.
AUGCUGGAAGACGCGCAGCUCCGCGACAAAACAAUCGCUGAAGUGCAGGAACCCGCAUUGCCGGUUGUGAGCAUGGACACCAAGCUGGACCGCCUGUCUAAGUACAUCAAUAAAGACAAUGGUGCAGUACUGGCUACAGAUGAUGCCGGAGAUAUGCACAUCCUGACCAAAUAUGACGUGCUGAAUGCUUUAGGAAAGUAA